Amphiprion ocellaris (clown anemonefish) is the source of this 3416-nucleotide messenger RNA. RefSeq names its product acyl-CoA synthetase short chain family member 2 like (gene acss2l). The transcript is spliced from 18 exons. Bases 12 to 2033 code for a protein of 673 amino acids. The record is from RefSeq and is a predicted model, not a curated record. Gene Ontology annotation, molecular function: AMP binding; acetyl-CoA synthetase activity. Lineage: Eukaryota; Metazoa; Chordata; Actinopteri; Pomacentridae.
GUCCUUCCGCAAUGGUUGUUCCUGAAUCUCAGGACAAAAUGUUCUACCCUCCUGGCGACCUGCAGAGGGAUGCUCAUGUACCUGACUUUAACUCCUACCUGGCAUCUUACAGGAAGUCUCUAGAGAAUCCAGAAGCUUUCUGGAAGGAGAUUGCCGAUGAGUUCUUCUGGAAGACGCCGGCCACGGGGCCGAUGCUGCAGCACAACUUUGACGUGACAAAGGGGAGCAUUUACGUGAAAUGCAUGGAGGGGGCCAAAACCAACAUGUGCUAUAACGUCCUGGACCGGCAUGUGAAGGAGGGCGGCCUCGGAGAGAAGGUGGCCUAUUACUGGGAGGGGAACUCACCCGACCAUCACAUGACCAUCACCUACUGCCAGCUGCUCAGCCAUGUCUGCCGCUGCGCCAACGUCCUCAAGCAAAUGGGUGUGAAAAAGGGCGACAGGGUGUCCAUCUAUCUGCCCAUGAUCCCAGAGCUGGUCUACACCAUGCUGGCCUGUGCCCGGAUAGGUGCUGUCCACUCCAUCGUGUUUGCAGGUUUUUCCUCAGAGUCUCUCUGUGAGAGGAUCAUGGACGCCCAGAGCAGCGUUUUGGUGACGGCAGACGGCGUUUACCGAGGAGAGAAGCUCAUCAGCCUGAAGCAGAUUGCAGACGAGGCUCUGGAGAAGUGCCGGGAAAAAGCGUCUUGCAGCGUCACCAAAUGCCUCGUCGUGAAGCAUCAUGCACUGAGGACAAAAACUGGAGCUGCAUGCAACAAACUGCAGACCCCCUGGGACGCCGAGUGUGACGUGUUUUGGGACGAGGCGAUGAAAGAAUCUCCUGAUGUGUGUGAGCCUGAGUGGCUGGACGCCGAGAACCCGCUGUUCAUCCUCUACACCAGCGGCUCCACCGGCAAACCCAAGGGCGUUCUCCACACCGUCGCCGGCUACCUGCUCUACACAUCACUGACCUUCAAAUAUGUCUUCGAUCAUCACCACGACGACGUGUACUGGUGCACGGCCGACAUCGGCUGGAUCACCGGUCACUCCUACAUCACCUACGGGCCCCUCGCUAACGGAGCCACCAGUGUUCUGUUUGAAGGAAUCCCUGUCCACCCCCACGUCGGCCGAUUCUGGGAGAUCAUUGAGAAGUACAAAGUGACCAAGUUCUACACGGCGCCCACUGCGAUCCGCCUGCUGAUGAAGUACGGGAAGGAACCUCUGCAGAAGUACGACCUGUCCAGUCUGAGGAUUCUGGGUACUGUAGGCGAGCCGAUCAACCCCGAGGCGUGGCAGUGGUACCAUGAGGCGGUGGGUCAGGGCCGGUGUCCAGUGGUCGACACCUUCUGGCAGACAGAGACAGGAGGUCAUGUGUUGACUCCUCUACCUGCUGCUACGCCGCUGAAACCAGGAUCUGCUACCUUUCCUUUCUUCGGUGUGGAGCCGACCAUCCUCAGCGAACAUGGAGAGGAGCUAGAAGGUGAAGCUGAGGGUUAUCUGGUGUUCAGGAGGCCCUGGCCUGGAAUAAUGCGCACUGUGUACAAAAACCAUGAGCGCUUCGAGAACACCUACUUCAAGAAAUUCCCAGGCUUCUACGUGACCGGCGAUGGCUGCAGGCGGGAUAAAGACGGCUAUUACUGGAUCACGGGGAGGAUAGACGACAUGCUCAACGUGUCAGGCCACCUGAUGAGCACAGCGGAGGUGGAGGCGGCUCUGACGGAGCAUCCAGCUGUGGCAGAGGCUGCCGUGGUGAGCCGACCUCACAAGGUGAAGGGAGAGUGUCUCUACUGCUUCGUCACCCUCAAAGACCACCGAGAGUUCAGCCACAUGCUGGUGGAGGAGCUCAAGAGACAGGUGAGAGAGAAAAUCGGACCAAUCGCGACACCAGACUUCAUUCAAAACGCCCCAGCGCUCCCGAAAACUCGUUCAGGGAAGAUCAUGAGGCGAAUCCUCCGGCAGGUCGCCAGGAACGAGAAGGACCUGGGCGACCUCUCCACGCUGGCCGACCCCAAGGUGGUGGAGGAGCUGUUCAGCCAGAGAUGUGAAGCUGCAGCCUGAACCGACGGACCUGCGUCUCUGUAGCAUGAAGACAAUCACCAACUGCUGGCUCUGGAUCAACGUUUCAGUGUUUGUGUGCACUAUUUGGGACUGAAUGACGUGGCUGGGAUCAGAAAAGAUGUUUAUGUUUUAUGUGGAGAAGAAGGAAGCUGACGAUAACAAAUAAUGCCUGUAGAUGUGUUGAUACGGGUUUGGUGGAGGUUUGGGCCAAUAUGUCGCUCAACUGAACAGAAAUUUAAAGGCAGCAUGUCAUGUUUUAUUAAAUCGCAACCUUUUAAUUUAACAUCGGGACGUCUCCACAACACUAAACACACUGUAUUUGAAAUCAUAAUUAGUAGAUGGAGAAUAGAGUUAAUGAAGUUGGUUGGAGGUGGUUUGCUGUCCACCGUAAGGACUUGAUAGGUUUGACGGACUGGAUCAUGUUGACAGACAUCCAGUGUCUCGUAGAUGUUGGAUUGUUGACAUAUUAGGGGAGUUGCUUUGUUAAAACGUUGAAAGGCACAAAAAAUGAAUGUGAUAACUAUGAGUGGAGAGUUUCAUCUUGAUAUCGUUGGGCUUUGACAUCGAUGAAAUGUAGAUAGGGUCUUUGACAAUGUUGAUUUCCGCAUAACAUUUCUUUUAUCGACACUAAACACGACAUCUCUAUAGAGCUAAAACCAAGAAUAGUCAGUGAAAGAAGUAUCCUCCAUCUAGCUAGUGUCAAAUAAACAUGGACGGUUACCAACUGUUUAGCACAAAUACUGACCAAACUGUCAAAAAUUAACACUGUUUAACGAGGUUUUACCUUAUGUUGUGAUUUCAUCGUCACCCCAGCUUCUUCUUCAUUUUACCCACAGAAAACCUACCCAGGAAUUAGUCUGAUCCUUACACGCUGUGAGCAUUUAAAACCCAUCUUCAUUCCAGAUCUGGACCAGAUACAGCAUCUGACCUUUGUUCUAAACCUGCACACAAAAAUACAGAAAGGCACAUUCAAUAAUAUUCAAUUUAAAAAAAGUUCUUCUUGGUUUUUGUUUGAAGCCAAAGCAGCUGAUGGUCAAAGGAGAGUCUGUGGUCAAACUAUCUGAUUCUUGUCCUUCUAAGUCAACUCUGUGGUUAAGAAUUAGUCCCCAGUUGAACAUAUUUUUUGCACUUUUAGCUAACUUUAACCAUCUUCUACCAACAAUAAAACAGAUUUUGAAGCGUUUCUCUUGGCAAGUAAAGAAGGCGUGGUGCGUUUGUUUUUUUGUUCAGUAUAACUCUUGAAGCCUUUCAUGUCUCAUUUUGUUGAAAGAAGAAAUUCUGCUUCUAUUUUCAAAUCUUGAAAUAGAAAUACCUGCUUUGCACAGCUUGUUUGUGACUGAUGUAUAUUUCCAAUCUGUGAAUUAAAUCUGACCUGAGAAUGCA